This is a messenger RNA of Aspergillus costaricaensis CBS 115574, 1563 nucleotides long. Its product is annotated as cytochrome P450. Bases 1 to 1563 code for a protein of 520 amino acids. The transcript has 3 exons. The record is from RefSeq and is a predicted model, not a curated record. Gene Ontology annotation, molecular function: heme binding; iron ion binding; oxidoreductase activity, acting on paired donors, with incorporation or reduction of molecular oxygen. Lineage: Eukaryota; Fungi; Ascomycota; Eurotiomycetes; Eurotiales; Aspergillaceae.
AUGCUUACACUGGAAACCUUAUCCAUUAUGUAUUGGGGCAUCUUACCUCUUGCUCUAUUGUACUACUUUUGGGACCUUUCUGUUACGCGGACCUUUACACGCGCGGUCGGUAAACACCCUGUAGUGGGCAGCUCCUCGUGCUGGGCACCUCGAAUAUUCCUGAACUUGGUAUUUGCAGCGAACGCAUCAUGGCUCGUGAAAGAAGGGUAUCACAAGUACAAGAAUGGUACUUUCCAGCUCUUACGUGGAAGUGGCAGUGCACUUAUUCUUCCCAUAUCCGUGCUUGAGGAGCUGGCAGGAUUGCCUCCAUCUGUAGCAAGUCCCCAUGCUGCCCUUGAGCAUGACCUUUUGGGCGCUUAUACUGGGCUUGAUAUCAUUCUGGAGAGCAGAAUGCACCAUACGAUCGUCCAGCGAAAGCUGACACCUCGCUUGCCAUCUCUUACCCCAGCAUUACAACGCGAGCUUGUGGCAUCCCUCGACGAGCUAUUCCCCGACUGUGCUGAUUGGGCCGAAAUCCAACCAUUUAGAGUCCUUGGGAAGGUUACUGCCAGGUUAUCUGCUAGAGCCAUGCUUGGUCAUACCUUCUGUCGCAAUCCCCAAUGGUUAGACAUUUCUGUGCACUAUACCGAAAAUCUCUUCCAAACUAUCGUCAUCUUGAGAUUGUUUCCUAGUUGGAUGCAUCCUGCUCUCAGUCGAUGCCUUCCCUCAUUCUGGAGAUGCCAGGCCUACCUAAGGUCGACCAAAGAUCUGCUUGGCCCGGUAAUACGUGACAUGAUUGAGGAAAACGACAAGGGGUCAUUCUCUCCAAAGCCAACUGAGGACAACUUUAAUGUUCUAACCUGGCUGGUGGAGGCUGCGAAGGGGUCAGAUCGCAAUCCUGAUACCCUAGCUCAUGUUGAAAUUCUUCUUGCCCUAGCAUCUGUUCACACCAUCCUCCUUCGCAAUGUGAAUGUUCUAUAUGAUCUCAUAGAGAACCCGCAAUACAUCGACGAGUUGCGAGAAGAAAUCCACAGUGUCUGGGCCACAACAGGCUGGAUUGAUACUGCUGAUUCUUACUCGAAACUUCACAAGCUUGACAGCGUGCUACGCGAAUCACAACGUCUCUCUCCACCGACCAUUCUUGGUCUGAAGCGACUUUUCAAGCAACCGUAUACCUUCUCUUCCGGUAUUUCAAUCAAUCAGGGAACAUACGUCGCCCUACCUGUUAUGGCCAUCGAAAACGACCCGGACCAUACUGUCAACCCAGAGCGCUUUGAUGGACUCCGCAGUUAUCGCAUGUUUCAGAAUAUGGAUGGUUCUCGGAGUAAUCGAGUAGGUCAUCAAUUCUCAACCGUAGAUAAGACAGUCUUGAAUUUUGGAUACGGCAAAACAUCCUGUCCGGGCCGACACUUUGCUAGCCUUGUCAUAAAAAUGGUCUUUGUGAAGCUUUUGACUGCGUACGAAUUCAGGUUUUUACCAGGAAAGGGUCGACCGAAGAACUACGAGGUUCACGAGUUUCUCUUCCCCUGGCCGUGGGAUAGCAUUCAAGUGCGGAACCGGGAGGAUCGGGCAUGUCCUUUCUAA